AUGCACAAAGAAAAAGAAGACAUCCACGGGCACAGAAGAGAACACUCACCGUACGACCACAUCAUGCCUGACGGUGAAAUGUUCUUACAGGCACUCAAUGGUUUCUUGAUGAUCUUAACGUGUGAAGGCGAGGUGUUCUUCGCGACCCACAGCAUCGAGAGUUACUUAGGCUUCCAUCAGUCAGAUAUCGUCCACCAGUCUGUCUACGAGCUCGUCCACUCCGAAGACCGAGAAGAAUUACAGCGGCAGAUUCUCUGGAAUUCUUUUCUUCCUCCAGAAGUUAGCAAUCUCACGCUGCAAGACGUCCUCAGAUCUGACAGGGCACAUCUACUCGAGAGGAGUUUUACUGUUAGAUUUAGAUGUCUACUUGAUAAUACUUCAGGUUUCUUGAGGCUGGAUAUCCGAGGACGUAUCAAAGUCCUUCACGGCCAGAACAAGAAAACUGAGGAGCCCCCAUUAGCAUUGUUCGCGAUAUGUGCUCCGUUCGGGCCACCCAGCUUGCUUGAGAUCCCACAGAAGGAAGUCAUGUUCAAGAGCAAACACAAGCUGGAUCUCUCUCUAGUCUCCAUGGAUCAAAGGGGUAAAAUGUUGCUGGGCUAUACGGACGCUGAGCUGGCGAAUAUGGGUGGAUACGACUUGGUGCAUUACGACGACCUGGCGUACGUCGCCAGUGCGCAUCAAGAAUUAUUAAAAACAGGUGCUUCUGGAAUGAUCGCUUACCGCUUCCAAACCAAGGAUGGCACGUGGCAAUGGCUGCAGACCUCCUCAAGACUAGUCUACAAGAAUUCCAAACCUGAUUUUGUAAUUAGUACGCAUCGGCCUCUGAUGGAAGAAGAGGGCAGAGAUCUCUUAGGAAAAAGAACGAUGGACUUCAAAGUGAGUUAUCUGGACACUGGACUAACGAGCCUCUACUUCUCCGAAUCUGAACAGCUCUCUGGAUGUGAGACAAACGUCACCACGCCUCCAAGAGCAGCCAGACGAUAUAAAACGCAACUGAGGGACUUCUUAUCAACGUGUAGAAAUAAGAGAAGAGUCCCCACAACACCAGCUCCGCCUCCAGUAGACUAUUUAGCAGCAGACGCCGUAGCAGCAGCGUACACCAAUCUAAACGGAGCUUACACAGCUCCUUAUGGAGAAUACCCUCCGGCCCCAGCAUUACACUAUGCUCCGCCACCUUUAGACGACAGAUUCUUAACAGCUGAUAACCUUUUCCAUCAGUAUAAACCUUUGUCUUACCACUAUACACCAUAUGCGCCAAAUGGCUUCCUAGAACCCGCACCUCCUCCUGGUUACGAAGUAGCACCGAGUUAUCACAGACCACCUUCAAGAGAAUACACUUACGUAGACAGCAGCGGUAGAUAUAUGAGUCCUGUAACAGGACAGGAAAGAAGGUCACCUUCUAUAGUCCCAGGACCGAGUCCUGCAGGGUCUAGUAACUCUGAGCAAGAACGAAUGCAGCAGCCUCAAGCAUCAGAGAUGCCUCGGCAGACUGUGCUCAUGUGGGGCGCUGGAGGAGCGGCUCAAGAGGUCCCCGUGGAAUACUCACCUCCUCAGGUUUGGCGCUACCACCCAUCGCACUAUCAUACCGCUGAAGCAACUCAAUGA
Molecule: messenger RNA, 1605 nt
Organism: Arctia plantaginis
Lineage: Eukaryota; Metazoa; Arthropoda; Insecta; Lepidoptera; Erebidae
Source: the annotation of a GenBank genome assembly